UGAGAACCCCAAAUGUAAAUCUAUAUCUCCUUAAUUCUAUGCAAAGUUCUUUAUGCCCACUCGAAUCUCAUUUACAGCUUCGUUUUUUGACUUCUUCAAUCCUCCGAAACUACCAGAUGACACAGAAGAUCCUAAUUAUUGCGAUAUAAAUGCAAUUUUACAAAAUGAUUUUGAGCUCGGUUUCUACCUCAAGGAACGUGUCAUCCCAAAGGCUGUUAUGUUUUUCACAGGUGAAAUUGCCGAUUGCCAAAGCUCGGACUCGGAGUCGGAGUCGGAGGAGACAGCUGAUGAUGACGACGAUGAUGAUGACGACGAUGAUGAUGUCUCCUCCACCAAUGAUGUCAAUGACGAGUGAACUUAAU
This is a messenger RNA of Rhagoletis pomonella (apple maggot), 362 nucleotides long. Its product is annotated as nucleosome assembly protein 1;3-like. Gene Ontology annotation, biological process: nucleosome assembly. NCBI's taxonomy places the organism in Eukaryota, Metazoa, Arthropoda, Insecta, Diptera, Tephritidae. Gene Ontology annotation, cellular component: nucleus. The record is from RefSeq and is a predicted model, not a curated record.